CUAAGAGUUAAACUUUAAUAUCUGUUCAUUCGAUACGGAUAGACCACAGACGUCUCUUUAACUUAAUCUAUGUAAGAUAUACGGGUUUCAAUAUCAGGAAUCCACAAACUAUAACUACCGAAGCAAAAAGUUGAUCAUGGAUAAGCCAGUUUGCCUCAUUGACACAGAGUCAGAUGGGAAGCUGUGUGUACAGCAGUCAGCGCUGGAGAUCCUGCUGAAGAUCGAUCAGCCGGUGGUGGUGGUGGCUGUGGUCGGUCUCUAUCGCACCGGGAAAUCCUACCUGAUGAAUCGACUCGCCGGGAAACAAACAGGGUUUGCACUGGGCAGCACAAUUGAGUCCAAGACAAAGGGCAUCUGGAUGUGGUGUGUGCCCCACCCCAAACAAAAAGAAACCACUCUGGUGUUGCUGGACACUGAGGGACUUGGAGAUGUCGACAAGGGAGACUCAAAGCAUGAUACCAAGAUUUUCUCUUUGGCCGUUCUUUUGAGUAGCACUAUAGUCCUGAACACCAGAGGAACUAUUGACAACAGGGCCAUAGAGGAACUGCAAUAUGUCACUGAACUAACUGAGUACAUCAAGAUCAAAUCACCUGAUGAAGUUGUAGAUGAUUCAGAGUUUGUGAAGUUCUUCCCCAGUUUUAUUUGGGCUGUGAGGGACUUUACUUUACAGCUAAACAUAAACGGCAAAGACACAACAGAGGAUGAAUAUCUGGAGUUUGCUCUGAAACUAAAGUUAGGUAUCUCAACUCAAGCAAAUAAUUACAACCUUCCAAGAGAGUGCAUUCGGAAAUAUUUCCCAUCACGAAAAUGUUUCACCUUCCCAUUCCCCACCAACCCGGAGAACGUCUCAUAUCUGGAGACACUUAACCCAGCUGAGAUUUCAAAACAUUUCUUGGAGGUCACCGAUCGUUUCAGCCAGUUCAUAUUUAAUCAGAGCCAAGUAAAACAUCUGAAAGAUGGACACAAGGUCACUGGUAGAGUUUUGGGUCAUCUUGCGAAAACAUACGUGGAGACCAUCUCUAGUGGGGCUGUGCCAUGUCUGGAGAACGCUGUGAUCGCUAUGGCCAUGAUUGAGAAUGAGGGUGCAUUGCAGGAGGGACUUGAGGUCUACAAGAGUGGAAUGGAGAAGCUGAAGAACUCUUAUCCUCUGGAACUGAAUGAAAUCAAUGCUGAACAUCAGUGUUUUAAUCUCAUGGCUACACAAACCUUCAUGAAACGCUGCUUCAGGGACAAUGAUGGGAAGUACUUGACAUCUUUAGAGGAGGCCAUCAAUCAUGAGUUUGAUAGAUAUCUCUUGGACAAUGAGACGGCUUCUGAGGGAAAAUGUGAAUGUAUUAUAUCAUGUCUCUCCGAACAAAUGACUGAAAGAAUCACUGGAGGAUACUAUGCAAGACCAGGAGGUUAUGAUCUCUUCUGUCGGGACCUGGAAGACAUUGUGAUUCAGUACAACACACAGGCCAAUAAAGAAGUUAAGAGUGCUGAGGUGUUGGAGAAGUUUUUACAGGAAAAGGCGGCCAUUACAACAUCCAUCCUGCAGGCUGAUAAUAAACUAACUGAAAAUGAAAGAAGGAUUUGUGAGGAGAGAGAGAGGGCAGUCCUUCUGGAGCAAGAAAUUAAGGCCCAGGAAGAAAAGCAACGUCAUCUGGAGGAGAAGAUGGAAAUUGAACGACAGAAUAAUGAAGAGAGAAUGAGACAGGUCAUACAGAUGAUGGAAGAUGAGAUGUUUCUUCAAAAACAGGAGACGGAGCGUGCGAUGGAGAGCAAGCUAAGGGAAAAGGCCGCUCUGAUGGAGAAAGGCUUUCAGGAGAAAGCAGAUAAGAUGUCUCGGGAGAUUGACGAGUUGAGGAGGAAGAAUGCUGAUGCAGUGGCGGGAACCUCGAGAAGUUAUUCACAGAUGAUAGAAAAUCAGCAGCGAAGACAUGACCAGAACAUGGAGGCGUUGAGGCAGCAGCAUAGACAACAGAUGGAACAAAUUAACAGCAGACCCAAACGAUCAUCUUCAUCCUGUUCUAUACAAUAAAAUGUGUUUAGAGAUUUCUGAAUUGUUUAGUUCGUAUAAUCACACACACAAUAGUUUAUCGGUUAAUCCCACAUCCCAAGAGGCCUGACUGUUAUCAACUGAAUAUUUAGCAAAAUCAUCAGCAAAAUGCACAGCAUAUUCGUAUAUAGCACAUAUAAAGCAGUUAUCACUAAACUGUGUAAUGUCACUGCUUGUUCACAAAUAUGUUAAACUAAUUUAGAAACUGCUAAAGGAAAAAUGUAGUAACAGCAAAAGCUUCAGUGGAUAAACAUAAAAGUUAAAGGAUUACUUCACUUUCAUAAAAAAAUUCUGAUAAUUUUGAGAAAUAAUUGUAACCAAACCAUUCACAGACCCCAAUUUACUUCCAUAGCAAUGAGGUCCACGAACGGUUUGGUUACAAAAAUUUCAGACUUUAGUACUUUAGAAUGAGUGAAUGAAUGAGAUUUGCUUGUUUAGGUCACUUUUAACAUCUGAUCAAAGCAUUUGAUGUAAUUCAGAUACAGUAAGUUCAAAUAAAAGGCCUUAAGCACAGUCUGGGUUGUCUUUUUCAACUCCUUGAUUGGUAGAUCUUCUUCUCUACAUGGAGGACAUGGUCAAAGAUUGUGGGCUUAAAAAAUUGUGUGACCUCUGUUCUGAAUCAAGAAAUAGAUUGGUGACACGACACCAAUGCACCGUUUUGUAUUUGUGGAAUGCAAGAGCCUUUGUAAGUGAUGAUAAACAGGAAGAAAAACAAAACUGAAAGAAACAUGACUGUGACAACUGGUAAAACACCUUUUGUUUCACAACCCUUUUGCCCCUGAUUUGAAGUGAUUCUGCCAGAUUUGACAUUUACUUUUUAAUUAUGCUUUCAUUCAAACCAACUUAUUAAUAUAGUUCAAAAGAGUUUCAUGUACUCCAGUGUAAAGGAUCAUGCACUGAUUGAGUCACAGGUUCACAAGAUAUUUUUUCAUGUUUUAUACCCAGCAGGACAGACAGU
Paramisgurnus dabryanus is the source of this 2996-nucleotide messenger RNA. The record is from RefSeq and is a predicted model, not a curated record. NCBI's taxonomy places the organism in Eukaryota, Metazoa, Chordata, Actinopteri, Cypriniformes, Cobitidae.